Molecule: messenger RNA, 1558 nt
Organism: Orcinus orca (killer whale)
Lineage: Eukaryota; Metazoa; Chordata; Mammalia; Artiodactyla; Delphinidae
Gene: GXYLT2
Product: glucoside xylosyltransferase 2
Exons: 3
Coding region: 68-586 (172 amino acids)
Biological process (GO): protein O-linked glycosylation via N-acetylgalactosamine
Molecular function (GO): UDP-xylosyltransferase activity
Source: RefSeq, a predicted model, not a curated record
GCGCCGCGAUGCGCAGAGGGGCCGCGCCGCCCAGGGGCCGCCGCCGCCGCCGCCGCCGCGCCGCACCAUGAAGCUCCGCAACAAGGCGGCGGCGCUGCUCCUGCUCGCGCUGGCCGCGCUCCUGCUCGCGGGGCUGUCCCUGCGCGCCCGCCGCGGCGCGCCCCCCGCGCCGCUCGCUCGCCCCGCGUCCGCCCCGCCGCGUCGCCCCGCGCCGGCCCCCGCGCGCCUCCCGGGCCCGGGUGCCCUCCCGGGGGCGGUCCAGAGCGCUCGCCGGCGCCGGCCUCCGCGUCCGCGCCCCCGAGCCAGCCGUCGGGGCGCCGAGAGCCUGAAGAAGUUGGCGAGGAGGCCUGGAGAACUCCGGAGUUUCCAAGCUGUGCUGCCCCCCGAGCUCUGGAUCCACCUGGCCGUGGUGGCCUGUGGCAAUCGGCUGGAGGAGACGCUGGUCAUGCUCAAAUCGGCCGUGCUCUUCAGCCACAGGAAGAUGCGAUUUCACAUCUUCACCGAAGAAUCUCUGAAGUCCGAGUUUGACAAGCAGGAUAAAUUCUCAGAAGUGGAGUUACUGUGGCACUGGGAAGGCAUUAACUAAAAAGAAUUAAGAAGAUACACAGAUACGUAUGCAAAUAAGCAUAUGAAAAGGAUGCUCAAGAUCACAUGUCAUUAAGGAAUUGCAAAUUAAAAUGAUGAGAUACAGCUACAUACCAUUAGAAUUGCUAAAAUCCGUAACACUGAUAACACCAGAUGCUGAAGCGGAUGUGGAACGACAGGAGCUCUCACUCAUUGCUGGUGGGAAUGCAAAAUGGUACAGCCACUUGGGAAGAUGGUUUGGCAGCUCCUUAGAAAGUUAAAUGUAGGCUGACCAUACAAUCUGGUAAUCGCACUCCUUGGUAUUUACCCAAAUGAACUGAUAAAUUGUCCACACAGAAACCUGCACAUGAAUGUUUAGAGCAGCUUUAUUCCUAGUCACCCCAAACUGGAAGCAGCCAAGAUGUCCUUCAAUAGAUGAAUAGGCAAGCAAACUGUGAUAUGUUUAUACGAUGGAAUAUUGGUCAGUGAUAAAAAAAAUAAGCUGUGAGGCUACAGAAAGACAUGGAGGAACUUUAAAUGCAUAUUGCCAAGGAGAAAAGCCAAUCUGAAAAGACUGUAUGCUGUGUGAUUCCAACCAUAUCACAUUCUGGAAAAGACAAAACUGAGAGACAGUAAAAAGAUCAGUGGUUGCCAGUAGUUCAGAGAUGAAAAGGAGGGAGGAGGGAUGAGUAGAUGGAACAGAGGGGAUUUUUAGGGCAGUGGAACUAUGCUGUAUGAUACUAUAAUGGUAGACACAGAACAUCAUGCAUUUGUCAAAACCUGUAAAAUUACACAACACAAAGAAUGAACCCUAAUGUAAACUGUGUAUUGAUAUUGGUUCUUAACAAUGUAUUGAUAUUGGUUCAUCGGUUGUAACAAACGUACCACAUUAAUGCAAGAUGUCAAUGAUGGGGAAACUGGGGGGUGGGAGGGGAAGGAGAGAGGGUAUAUGGGAACUGUCUCUGUACUUCCUGCUCAAUUCUGUAACCAUAAA